AUGGAAUCAGUUUCAAGAAAGCUUCUUUCCAGUCUCUUCUUUUUACUCCAAGCCCUCCUGUUUUUCAUCAUUGCUGUUUCCAGUGUCGAUGAUGCACACUCAACAUGUAAUGGUUCAAUAGCAGAGUGUAAUCAAGACUUUGAAACCCUGAUGGAUUCGGAGAUAAGCAGAAGGUUUCUGGCAGAAAAGAGGUAUAUCUCUAAUGGGGCUUUAAGGAGGGAUGAGCCAGCCUGCAAUAGUGGUGGUAGGGGUGAACCAUAUUCUUCAAGUGAAGGAUGUCUUCCUCCUGAAUCUAACCGUUAUAAUCGAGGUUGUUCUGCAUAUUAUAAGUGCCGCCAAAAUGCCUAG
Molecule: messenger RNA, 348 nt
Organism: Coffea eugenioides
Lineage: Eukaryota; Viridiplantae; Streptophyta; Magnoliopsida; Gentianales; Rubiaceae
Product: protein RALF-like 32
Exons: 1
Coding region: 1-348 (115 amino acids)
Source: RefSeq, a predicted model, not a curated record